AUGUAUGCUGCUGAAACAGCACUCACCGUUCCUAUUUUAACUUCCCUUCGUGUACCGGAAUCGUUUUAUUCUAUGGCUUGGCUAAUAAGUCCUAUUCUGGGAUUUUUUCUACAACCAAUCGUUGGCAUGUGGAGCGAUACAUGCAAGUGCCGAUGGGGAAGACGACGACCUUUCAUUCUAGCGUUUGCUAUCGGCGCUUACAUUGGUGUAGCAAUGUUGCUCAAUAGCUCUGAUUUGGGCGUUCUCCUUGGAGAUCCUACAACGCCUGGAACAGUUCCAUACAGGGCAAUCGCACUGACUGCCGUAGGUGUGACUUUACUCGACUUUUGUGCGGAUAGUGCUGAUGCUCCCAUACGCGCCUAUUUGAUUGAUACAACGAAUACAGCGGAUCAGGAACGAGGGUUCAAUAUCCACGCUAUUCUCGGUUUUGGUGGUGGUUUGGGUUUUAUUGUCGGAGCAAUCAAUUGGCCGUACAUUCCGAUGUUUUAUAAAAAUGGUGGUGAAUUUAGUAUCAUUUUUUAUGUUGCAAGCCUUUUAUUUAUCGUGUGUUCUAUAUCAACAUUAACAAGUGUUCGUGAAGAACCUCUUAUAUCUUCAUCUUCGCGUGACAAUGGUGAUACAGGAAAUUCGAAUGACGAUGAUCAAGCAGAAAUCGAAGCUGAUGAAAAGCGUCCAUUACUUUCUCUUCGACGAAACAGCUCUCGAUCAUAUAAUACAAAAGGCUUUGUGGAAAUUGAUCCUGCCACAGGUAGACAUAUUCCUCAUGAUCACAUAGAAAGAACAAGCGAAACUAUAUUAUUACAAAAUUUGGAAAACUCUCAUCAAGUUGUAGCUGCAUCAAUAGCCAAUGCUGAUUCAGCAAAUCCUUCACCCGUUCCAACACAAGCAUUCGAAGCUGAACUUAAACAGAAGGCAAAACUCGUCAAACUAGGUCUAAUGCGUCGUCCAGCGGCAGAUGAAAAUGAUGAUUACGAUGAAAAAGACAAUGUUACUAUCAAGUCAAUGCUUAUCUCAAUGGUUCGAAUGCCCCCUCGAUUAUGGAAACUGAUGAUAUGUCAAGUUAUUGGCUGGAUUGGUUACUUUGCUACUCAUUUGUAUUAUACUGAUUUCAUAGCUACGACAGUGUAUAACGGCACGUUCGAACAUGGUGAUGAUGCUGGUUUAGAACGAUAUAAAACCGGUGUUACAAUGGGCUGUUGGGGUCUAUUUUUAUACUCAGCCAGCAGUGCAAUUUAUGCCUUUUGCUUGGAGAGAUGGUUAUCAGAAAAGUUUUCUCUGAAAACGUUGUAUUUUCUUGGUUAUUUGGUGUAUGCCGUUGGAUGUAUAGUGAAUUUCUUUGUCCAUCAAAUUGUUGUGAAUAUUAUCAUGUGUAUAACCUUUGGAAUGUUAGUUGUAUCAUUGAAUACUCUUCCUUACCACAUGUUAUCACAAUUUCAUGCCGAUGAAACAUAUAAAAAUCGAGAUGGUUCUAAGCGUGGGAUAGGCGUUGAUUGUUCUCUACUGAAUAGCUGUUAUUUUCUCGGUGAACUGGUAGUAGCUGUGUCUCUGGGUCCACUAUUAGAGCAAACAGGUGUAAAUUAUUGUAUGGUAAUCGGUGCUGGAUUUACAUUGUUUGGAAAUCUUUGUAUGUUUUUCUUGUUCUAUUUUAAAACGUGA
Adineta ricciae is the source of this 1656-nucleotide messenger RNA. Lineage: Eukaryota; Metazoa; Rotifera; Eurotatoria; Adinetida; Adinetidae. The record is from the annotation of a GenBank genome assembly.